AUGGACGUCGUUUCCGACAACAAGACAGCAUCCCAACCGCCGCAACAACAGCAGAACAACUUCAAAGAGAACGGAAAUGCCUCUGACGUAAAUCAAUGCCCAGCCGUGGGACCUAUGAAUCCCAACCAGGCCGCUGCACAGGCGCUCAAGCUGGCCUUCAACAACGAUCACGUAUGCCCGCCCCAGAUCGCAACGCCACACUUGAGCAUCCAGAAGAUGCGCGAGCUGGUGGUCAACGCCAAGCAGAGCAGCGACUACACGCCCAUCAUCCGCACCUUUGGCUCGGUCUUCUCCGAGCCCGAGUUUCUGAACGUCAGCUUCUUGAAGACCGGCGACUACGCUGUUGCUGCGACACCAGAAAGUUCAGGUUUGGACGAGAAUGCGGUGGCCGAGUUGUUCGCGGAGGUCGAGGAGAUGCCUGCCAACGUGAGAAAUGUGUUGGCAAGCGCGUUUGAGCGGCUCGUUGCCAGCUUGAAGGUGGCCGCACCUCGUCUCUCGCAACCCGAGAGCCUGCGACAAGUCGUGAUCGUCCUCCAGAGCCCGAUGCUGUUGGAUCUGGACUACCACAAGUCCAUCCUGGGUCCGCUCAUUCGGGCGAUUCCGCUGCUGCCCGAGCGCUCGAAGGACGUGCUCGUGAGCUGGUGGUCGCAGAUGAGCGCCGAGCGCAUGCGCACGUUCCUGGGCAUCGUGCAGCAGUACAUCACCCUCCGCAUCCUGGCGGCGCCGCACGCCUUCUCCCUCCACAACGACGACUACAUCCCGGCCGGCGUGCGCGUGCUGCAGCUCCUCUACACCGCCAACGAACGCAUCACCAAGGACAAGCUCGACUACCCCGAAUUCUACAACGACGCCAUCAACGAAAGCAUCGACCUCAAGGAGGACUUUAUGCGUUGGAUCGACAACUCGGGCCAGUUUUCGUUCUGCAAUUAUUCGUUCGUGUUCGACGCCGGGACCAAGAGCAAGAUCCUGCAGUACGAGUCCAUCGUGGAGCAGCACCACCAGCGCCAGGAGGCCCUCCGGCGCACCAUCUUCACGGGCAUGGUCAGCGCGCCCGCCCUGGUCUUCAAGAUUCGCCGAGAGCACCUCAUCCAGGACACCCUCUCCGCGAUCCAGCGCCAUGACCCGGCGGAUCUGAAGAAGGAGCUCCGAGUGCACUUUGUUGGCGAGGAGGCCAUCGAUGAGGGCGGCGUCCAGAAGGAGCUCUUCCAGUUGAUCCUGCGUCAGAUCCUGGACGCCAAGUUCGGCAUGUUCACGUACAGCGAGGAGGCGCGCACCUCCUGGUUCAACUCGGUCUCCACCGACUUUGACGAAUUCAAGCUUAUCGGCAUUAUCCUGGGGCUGGCCAUCUACAAUGGCAUCAUCCUGGACCUCCACUUCCCGUUCGUUGUCUACAAGAAACUUGUGGGACUCGAGCCCACCCUCGACGACCUCAAGGACGUCAACCCCGGGUUGCGUAAGCUGUUGGAGUUCGACGGGAACGUGGAGGAGACGUUCAUGCAGAACUUCCAGAUCUCGUACGAGGCCUACGGCAUGGUGCAGACCCACGACCUCAAGGAGGGCGGCGCCGACAUUCCCCUCACCAACGACAACCGGCAAGAGUACGUGGACCUGUACGUGCGGUGGUACCUCAAGGAUUCCAUCGCCGCCCAGUUCGAGGCCUUCCUCAGCGGCUUCCGCCUCGUCUGCGAGUCGCGAGCAUUCGACAUGUUCAGGGCCGAGGAGUUGGAGCAGCUCGUGUGCGGCAGCCCCGUGCUCGACUUUGAGGAGCUCGAGAAGGUGACCCAGUACGACAACGGCUACCACCAGGACCACCGCGUCAUCAAGGACUUUUGGUCGAUCGUGCAUUCGAUGACGCUCGAGGAGAAGAAGCGACUGCUCUUCUUCAGCACCGGCAGCGAUCGGUCGCCGAUCGGCGGUCUGGGCAAGCUGGCCUUUGUCAUCACCCGCCACGGCGAGGACUCGGACCGUCUGCCGCAGGCCCACACGUGCUUCAACCACCUGCUGCUCCCCGAGUACGCGUCGCGCGAGAAGCUGCAGGAGCGCCUCAUGACCGCCAUCUCCAAUGCCGAAGGGUUCGGCAUGAUCUAA
Molecule: messenger RNA, 2088 nt
Organism: Acanthamoeba castellanii str. Neff
Lineage: Eukaryota; Discosea; Longamoebia; Acanthamoebidae
Product: o ubiquitin protein ligase E3A
Exons: 14
Coding region: 1-2088 (695 amino acids)
Biological process (GO): protein polyubiquitination
Molecular function (GO): ubiquitin protein ligase activity
Source: RefSeq, a predicted model, not a curated record